Vicia villosa (hairy vetch) is the source of this 1013-nucleotide messenger RNA. Its product is annotated as E3 ubiquitin ligase BIG BROTHER-related. Gene Ontology annotation, biological process: protein ubiquitination; negative regulation of organ growth. The record is from RefSeq and is a predicted model, not a curated record. The coding region runs from base 235 to 876 and encodes 213 amino acids. Lineage: Eukaryota; Viridiplantae; Streptophyta; Magnoliopsida; Fabales; Fabaceae. Gene Ontology annotation, molecular function: ubiquitin conjugating enzyme binding; ubiquitin-protein transferase activity. The transcript has a single exon.
UAUAUUGGUAAUGCUAAGAUAGGACCUUGAAAUAGACAAGAAUCUGGAAUAUAAUGAAUCCAUGAUUAAAGGAUUUCCAUUACUUGAUAUUGAAGUUUUGUUAAUCUCAAAAGAAAUCUAAAAAAGUAUGCUUUUAUAUGUUCAUGUUCAUGUUCAUCUCCUCAAAUUCCUCAAGUGUCUUGUUCUAUUCUCAUUCCCUUGAUUGUACCGCAAUAUUGUGUUCUUUGUUCUUCGAUGGAACGCGAUGAGGGAAAACAAUCACCUCAAAAGAAUCCAUACACAGAACUUGAGGAAGUUAGCUCUGACUUUCUUCUAGCAAUUGGCUUGCAAGAACAAGAGUUAGAGAGAACAACAGUCACAAAUCUAGCAACAAUUGAAAGUGAAAGUGAAGAAGAAGAUUCAUCAAGUGAAUCUUCUUUCAUUAAUGAUGAUAUUGGUGAUGCCGAUUUUACUUUGAGCCAGGAAUUCGAAGCCGAUCUUCGGUUUCUUGAAGACGAAGAAAGCAAUAUCGACGACGACGAGGACUACGACGAGGAUGAAAUGGAUAUAGAAGAAGACGACGUUGAUCCCGAUGAAUUAUCGUACGAAGAGUUGCUUGAGUUAGGAGAGUUUAUAGGAGAAGAAGCUAGAGGAUUAUCAAGAAAGGAAAUUUCUACUUGCUUAAAUCCUUAUACUUGCAAAACUUCUGAAACCAAAAGUGGAAUAGAUCUUUGUGUGAUUUGUCAGAUUGAAUAUGAAGAAGGUGAAGCUUUGGUUGCACUUCAUUGUGAUCAUCCUUAUCAUAGAGAUUGCAUAAGCAAAUGGCUUCAAAUUAAGAAGGUUUGUCCAAUUUGUAGCAAUGAAGUUUCAACUCCAAACAAGGAUAAGAACAUUUGAUGACUUAUUAAGAUUUUUAAAUUUAUGUGUUUAAAGUUAUUGUAAUAUUCAUUUGAAUGAAAAACUAUAGUUGAAAAAUAAAUAAUAUUGAAGCUAGCUUUGUAUCUAUACAAAAAAUAUCAACAAAAUUUAAAUUC